UCUCGCUUUCCAAAGCUUUCCAAUCUACAACAACUAGACAAAGUUUCCAAAAUGAACAAAAAGUGCUUCUUGUUUAUCCUCAAGCCCCUCUACUCUCCCCUGAUUCAUUCAUACAUCAUCCUCUUGUAUAUCCAAAUCAGAACUACUUCGUGUUCUCCGGAUCCAAAGUUCGAAACAUGUCAACCCAAAGCCUGCGGCAACAACCUGAAUAUAAGCUACCCGUUCUACAUCCAAGGAAUACAAGAACCCUUUUGCGGGUACCCAGGUUUUGGUCUCUCUUGUGCCCAAAGUGGUUUUCCAAUCCUCAAUCUGUCUAAUACCCAAUACAUCAUCGAUCAAAUAUUCUACGACAAUCGGUCACUACGAGUGUCCAAUGCUGUAUUUUCAAUUUCAACAUCACACACCACCAAAGGCUGUCUUCCUCCCACCCAGAACCUCACACUUCCAAAUAACAUGUUCCAUCUUCCUCCGAACCAAAAGGACAUGAUAUUGUUCUUCGGCUGUGACUUACAAUCGCUGCCCACAGGGCUGCAAGAGCACAUAAUCGGGUGUUCUGCAGAAAACGAAACGAGUUCAGUUGUGGCAUUGUAUAAGGAUGAUAAAAAUCUGAGCUUUGCGUCAGAGAAUUGCAAGGGUGAGGUGGUGGAUGCGAUAGUGGAAGAUGGGUAUGGAGGGAUUGAAGAGGCGCUGAGAAAAGGGUUCUGGUUGAAUUGGAUCGCCAGUGAUUGCAGCUUGUGCAGGAGCACCGGAGGGAGGUGCGGCUUCGAUUCUGAUAUAUACACUUUCAGGUGCUACUGCGCUGACGGAGUUCAUGCUUCCAAUUGUGGUUCAGCUGCUUCAUCCGCUGCUGUUGCAUUGCUGUUGCUCUUGGUUUACUGCUUCAGAAGAAAGCCUUUCAACCUAACAUCUCGUUGCUUUUGGAAUAAAAAUUGUCCUACCGAUGAAAUGAUAAUUGAGCGCUUUCUAAAGCAACAUGGUUCUCUUCAAACAAGAAGGUACAGUUACACCGAGAUAAAGAAAGUCACUAAUUGUUUCAAAGUCAAAUUAGGAGAGGGAGGAUAUGGGAGCGUGUUUAAAGGAAAGCUAGAAGAUGGGAGUCUUGUUGCAGUCAAGCUUUUAAGUAAACUUGAAGGAACUGGGGAGGAAUUCAUCAAUGAAAUUGCAAGCAUUAGCAGGACAUCUCAUGUUAACAUUGUCACUCUUGUGGGGUUUUGUUUCCAAGGUUCAAAACGAGCUCUAAUUUAUGAAUUCAUGCCUAACGGAUCCCUCGAGAAGUUCGUAUAUGAAGAAAACUCCAUGCUAGUUGGUCGGCAAUUGGAUUGCAAAACUUUGUAUGAGAUUGUCAUUGGUGUUGCUCGUGGAUUAGACUAUUUGCACAGAGGCUGCAAUACUAGAAUCUUGCAUUUUGACAUAAAACCUCAUAACAUUCUACUUGAUGAAAAUUUCUGCCCAAAGAUUUCAGAUUUUGGACUUGCUAAGAUAUGUCCAAGAAAAGAGAGUAUUGUGUCCUUAUUGGGUACAAGGGGAACUGUUGGAUACAUUGCUCCUGAGGUGUUUUCUAGGAAUUUCGGUGGGGUGUCUCAUAAGUCUGAUGUCUACAGUUAUGGAAUGUUGGUUCUAGAUAUGGUUGGAGGAAGACACAAUAAAAAUGUUGAACUUGAUUGUUCUAGUGAAAUAUAUUUUCCCCAUUGGAUUUAUAAGAAACUUGAAUUAAAUCAGGAUUUUGGUUUGCGGUGUAUCAAGAAUGAAAGUGACAGAGAGAGCGUGAGAAAGAUGACAGUGGUGAGCUUAUGGUGCAUACAGAAUGACCCUUCAACUCGACCAUCAAUGAGUAAAGUGGUUGAGAUGCUAGAAGGAAGCCUGGACUCCUUGAACGUGCCGCCUAAACCUUUUCUGCGUUCUCCUUCAACAUCUCCAGCACAUUACUCCACUCAAACAUCUGAGACUUCGUAAAAAUUACUUUACAUUCUCAAGUCUCGAGAAUGCCAAUCAUGGUUCUGCUGUUUAGUUUAAUAUGAGAUAUGAAAUAUUUGGUAGAAGUUUGUACAGUCAUUUUUCUUUUGAAAAAUGUAAUAUGCAAUCUGAAUUAUAAUUAUCUGCGCUGUUUCAACUUUCAAGCACGUAUAUCCGAAGAUUGUAUUUGCAUUCACAUGUGUAA
Gastrolobium bilobum is the source of this 2158-nucleotide messenger RNA. Its product is annotated as LEAF RUST 10 DISEASE-RESISTANCE LOCUS RECEPTOR-LIKE PROTEIN KINASE-like 2.1. The transcript has 2 exons. NCBI's taxonomy places the organism in Eukaryota, Viridiplantae, Streptophyta, Magnoliopsida, Fabales, Fabaceae. Bases 52 to 1953 code for a protein of 633 amino acids. Gene Ontology annotation, biological process: protein phosphorylation. Gene Ontology annotation, molecular function: ATP binding; polysaccharide binding; protein kinase activity. The record is from RefSeq and is a predicted model, not a curated record.